GUGGAUGCUGGACACGUUUAUGGAGAUACUCUUGAUCGCCAGCUGGACCUCAGACUGCACAAAGACGGGAAGUUGAAGUACCAGGUGGUCAAUGGUGAGAUGUAUCCCCCCACAGUGCUAGAUGCACCGGUCAAAAUGAGCUACCCUCCGUCUGUCCCACCGGAGCAGCAGCUGGCCAUUGGGCAAGAAGUGUUUGGCCUGCUGCCGGGUCUCAGUAUGUACGCCACCUUGUGGCUGCGUGAGCACAACCGUGUGUGUGAUAUCUUGAAACAAGAACAUCCUACCUGGGGGGAUGAGCAGCUGUUUCAGACCACCAGGCUCAUUAUUAUAGGUGAGACCAUUCGUAUUGUGAUCGAGGACUAUGUGCAGCAUCUGAGUGGUUACCGCCUGAAGCUCAACUUUGAUCCCACGCUGCUGUUCACCUCACAGUUCCAGUACCAGAACCGCAUUGCUGUGGAGUUCAAUCAACUUUACCACUGGCACCCGCUCAUGCCUGACAGCUUCCAAAUCGAUGGAGAAGACAUUCACUACCCUCAGUUCAUUUUCAACACCUCUGUCCUCACCCACUACGGGGUGGAGAAACUGGUUGAGGCCUUCUCAACCCAACCCGCUGGACAG
This is a messenger RNA of Sinocyclocheilus grahami, 618 nucleotides long. RefSeq names its product prostaglandin G/H synthase 1-like. The record is from RefSeq and is a predicted model, not a curated record. Gene Ontology annotation, cellular component: cytoplasm; neuron projection. NCBI's taxonomy places the organism in Eukaryota, Metazoa, Chordata, Actinopteri, Cypriniformes, Cyprinidae. The transcript has 3 exons. The annotation marks the transcript as partial. Gene Ontology annotation, biological process: cyclooxygenase pathway; response to oxidative stress. Gene Ontology annotation, molecular function: oxidoreductase activity, acting on single donors with incorporation of molecular oxygen, incorporation of two atoms of oxygen; heme binding; prostaglandin-endoperoxide synthase activity.